Messenger RNA from Blastomyces dermatitidis ER-3, 3297 nucleotides. RefSeq lists its product as uncharacterized. The record is from RefSeq and is a predicted model, not a curated record. The transcript has 6 exons. NCBI's taxonomy places the organism in Eukaryota, Fungi, Ascomycota, Eurotiomycetes, Onygenales, Ajellomycetaceae. The coding region runs from base 60 to 2129 and encodes 689 amino acids.
GAAAAAGUCCACACCAUUUCCAGUUUCCGAGACCAAGCAGUCUUGUUGGAGAUCGAAGGAUGGAUUCAACUGACUCUUCCGGUUAUUAUCAACCACUGGUGGAGCCGGUACCGAUGGAAGGUUUCUUCAACAAUAUCAUGGCGCAGCAAUUCUCCUUUGUAGAUGAGGCUACAUACCACAUGGACAAUUUUCGUGAGGACUACUCGUGCUCUGGAUUGGUGAACGGUGACCUUGAAACUGUUGACCCGGGUUUUCCUGACAAUCUGGCCCCCAAGCUAGGUGAUGCGUUGCGAAGAGACGGUAUCCCAGACUUGGCCCCUUAUCCUCCCGUAACAGAAAGUCUAUCCGUUGCUUCCUCAUCAAAUACCUCCAGCUUGCAGCAUAGUGCUACAGGAAUGGCGCCAGCUGAUUGUGACGAGCCCAACUCUACACCCAAACAGGCUGCUGAGAACCAUCAGCCCGCGUCGCCAGACGCCCCCCUCUCCGUUAGCGAAAGCGCAGCUAUCGCGCCAUCCAAUAACACGAAUGGUACCGCGCGCGACCUAGAGAAAAGCCAAUAUGAUCCAACUGAUUCUGUGAAUCUGGACUUCUUUCAACCGAAAGCUCCCGCUGAGACUUGUGAGCGCGAGACAUGCCAGGAACCUGAUUUCCGCUCUUGCCCCAUCAAUACUGGGGGGUUUUCUGAUUUUGGAACAAAGGGGGAUUAUUCCCAUCAUCUGCCUUCUUAUCCCUCUCCAGUUCGGAGCACUCCCUUCUCGACUAACACAGCUGGCAGUGAGGGUGCUGUUCCUGCUGCUGAUCACCAACCAGAAACGAUGAAGCGUGAAGCUCCUCUUGUCCCCACAUCCCCAACAUCCCCCGUCAGCCAGGGCGGACCAGAUCCUGAGCUCCAAUUCUCGUGUGCCGAAGAGGCGAACGCGUGGCGCGCCUUUGAAGUGCAAGUGGACUACGACCCUACGAUUCCAAGAACCCCGGAGGCGAAACGUAAGAUUGUCACCGAGAUGCUCAAAGCGAUGAAGAGUGUUGAGUAUGCGCAAGACAAUGAGGGCAUGAUCCGUCCAUUUCGCGAACAGAAGCAAAGCCCGAUCAGGAUGGAGAUUGUCUGCUGGAAUAUCCUGGAUUCCUGCAUUAGUCGCCAUGAGCAUGGGCCACUGCUUGCCAUUUAUGACGGAAAGGCAAAGACUACCGGCCAAAUCCCGACCUUCGGAGAGCGAAUGGAGAAGAUCAUUGAGUGUCUUUGGACCCAGAAAACCAUUUGCAAGCAUUUAUUAGACGCGUAUUACUUAUUUACUUUCGUUGACGACCCUGUCUGCGCCAGAAAUCGUGUCGUGGCGAAUAAAAAUCUCAACAAGCGCAAAGGAGAGGUUAUGAACGCUGGAAAGAAGGCCCUGGGCCACUCCAGAUCUAACUCCAAAUCAACCCCUGCCAAGCGCACAUCUGAGGCCCGUGAAGGCCUUUGUACUCCCUUCAGUACUCCGCGUAAGGAGACCCCAGCUAUGGAUAACAGCACCCCUACCACCAUCAAUAACACUGUGCGAAACAUGACCCUGGACAGUAGCCCUCCUGUUCACUCACAUGGGACACAGCAAAUGCGAUUUUCUAGCCCUGCGAAGCAUUCCACUCAGGAGAAUAUGGCGCACCCCAUGCACCAUGGUAUGUUUCCAAUGGCUACGCAUCCUCAAUUGAUAAAUACCCCGGCUACUGGCCGAGCUUUCGGGCCCAACUCUAUGGCUGCCAGUGGAUUCGCAGGACACUGUCAACCAGUCUUUGGCUUCGGGCGCAACCAAUCGCCCAAUGCCAUCCACGGCCUUGGGCAGAACCUGUCUAUGUACAACAGGGGCCCUUAUAACCGCGAAGAGAUGACAGAGCAGUUCAGGCAGUGCGUCCCAGCUCAAUUCCACCCUGCCAUGUACUGUUCUCCUGCAGCGCUAAACCCCAACUAUCGGGCGAUGGGACCUGCUCCACAUGCUUGCGCAAACUACCAACGUCCCACACCCUCCUCGCCUGCCCGUCAACAGUCACGCAAUGCCCCAUCUGCUGAAGCAUCCUAUGGACAUAGUCGCAAGCGCUCCCAGGAUGAAAGUGAUGCUACGGCUUAUGCCCUUUCUCCUCAAAAGAAGGCUCGGUGAUUGCGAACCUUGAAACCCACGCAAAAGAUGCGACUGCGUGCCAUGGAAUUUCUUUAGGUUUCUUUCUUCUUUUUAAAAGCCCCCAAGCCAAUGGCCCAUGAUAUCCCAGGAUAAAGCUGUGUUGUUGUUUGUUGAUGCAACAAACAUGCCCAACAGCGCUCUUUUUCAAAACCAUACCCCCUGCGGCCAAAUUGAUCGGAGCUCGCAUAUGUUUUAUUUUAUGCCAGUGGUUUUCCAGUUUUCUCUUUCUGCCGCUCUUUUCAUAAGAGUUCUGUCAUAGAUUCUAUUUAGUAUAGAGCCCACCUCACCUCAUGUUGGAAUUUUCACACACCCAAUCCAACAUCGUGUAUUUCUGAACCUCAGUUUCAGGAAGCUAACUACGGGACAUGACAACUUCUUUUCGUUUUUUUUUUCGCUCAACUGACUUCUUCCUCGUUUCCGUCCUUCUCUUUUUGUUCUCUGCCAUGGUCACUUUACCACUAUUGGGAAGGAUUCAAUAUCAUCCAUCGCCUUGGACGUCAUCGGGCAUAAUACUGGAUUUGAGAAUAAUGCCCCCUUAAUAGCCAGGCCUUGCUUCUAGAAACUGACCCAGAUUUAUGUGCUUUGCCAUGCUCCUGAAACGCGUGCCACCGUGUUUUGACUAACUAGCGUUGUUGUUAACUCCUGCAAACCGUCACCACCCUAAUUGUUUUCUCUCCCAACUUCCCUUCGCGCCUAGUUUACAGUUCUUGGGCGUGCUCUUUGGGCAUGUUCUCAACGAUAGUUCUCCUUACGGGUUUAAGCUAGUAUUUACCUUCCGCUCUCGGCAACGUUGUCGUUUGUUAAGAAUUUGGGCUUUUAAUUUUAGUUUUUUGUUCCAUUUCGAGGGGAUAGUUAUAUGCUAUGGUGAGGAUGGCUAAAUUGUUACAUUCUAUCCACACUUGUAAUGGCAGAUUGUAAUUAUGAAGUGCGGGAAAGAAAUAUACAGUCAAAAAAAGAAAAAGAAAAAGAAAACUUCUCUGGUUUUGCUAGCCUUUGAAUAUAUAGUACCUCAGCAGAAGAUUUAGUUGAUCCUGGAUAAAGCGCGGUGGUGUGUACCAGCAUGUCCUCCCGGAGGACGAUAGGUAACGCUCUUCUAUGUAGAGAAGGACCUACGUACGGUAUUACUACAGCUGUCAUGAGAAUUCGC